Molecule: messenger RNA, 1467 nt
Organism: Spodoptera frugiperda (fall armyworm)
Lineage: Eukaryota; Metazoa; Arthropoda; Insecta; Lepidoptera; Noctuidae
Product: trypsin-like
Exons: 6
Coding region: 129-1136 (335 amino acids)
Biological process (GO): proteolysis
Molecular function (GO): serine-type endopeptidase activity
Source: RefSeq, a predicted model, not a curated record
UAUUUUUUAUAUAUAUUUUUUUUAUUUUUUGUUACAAUAUUUUUUUAGUAACAGAUUUUUUCGUAACUUUAUUUUCGUACUUUUUUAAGAUAUUUGUUGUUGUUAGUAGAUAUUUUGUUAAAAAAAUCAUGUUGAAAUACAUAACCUCCCUGUUUUUGGUAGUCGGUGCAGUGAGCUGCGAUUAUUUUUUGAAUAGAGUCAAUCAUUUAGAGUACUAUAGGAAUAGGACAAAUCCUAGGCCUUCUAAGUCGUUUUCUAGUUUUUCGACAAAUUAUUUCAAUCAAAAUCUAGUGCCUAAACCUGGGAAGGGGGAAAAAGUGCAGUGUGGUACCAGAACGGUGGAUUUUAACCCUCGGAGGACGGGGAAGAUUGUUGGGGGCACCGAGACCCCCUAUGGGGCGUUUCCUUGGCAAGUGGAAAUCCAGAUGCUGGAUGUAGAUAAGCUGACCUUUGAGCACCAUUGUGGGGGAGCGGUUAUAGCUGAAAGACUGGUGCUGUCGGCUGCACACUGCUUCGACAAGCAACCCCUAAACUUGGAGCACAUACGCCUGGUGGUAGGCGAGCAUCGUCUGAAGGUCCAGGACAAGCAUGAGCAUCGAUUCCUCGCUGAGAAGGUGGUUCUACAUCCUGACUUCAGAAAGAAUGGCCCACACAGCAACGACAUAGCUCUGAUCCUGGUCUCCCGGUCCGGCAAUGGUGUGCAGUUCAAUUCCCAUGUCAGGCCUAUAUGCCUGCCUGAUGAUGGUAUCACAGCUGGGAAGUGGUGUACUGUUAGUGGGUGGGGGUUCCAGGCAGAAAAUACUGAGAACUUCGCUCCUAUCCUAAGAGCUGCUGCGGUACCAGUGCUGGAUCUCAACACGUGUAGGAAGAGCCAGGUCCUCGGUGGAAGACAGCAGACCAUACUGGACUCUAUGAUCUGUGCAGGCAUCUUGUCAGGUGGUGUAGACGCCUGCCGAGGGGACUCAGGAGGACCCCUGGCCUGCAUGACCUCCAACCGCUGGCAGCUUCACGGAGUCGUCUCCUGGGGCUCUGGCUGUGCACGCCGGGCGAGGCCAGGAGUCUACACUAGAGUUGCUUCAUACCUGGACUGGAUUAAACGCACGGCUUCUGAACUAGGCCAUAAGAUUAGUUAUUAGGUUGGAGAUUGCUAUAAAGUUCCUUGUUGGUACCCUUAAGAAUAAUGUUGCUCAUACUAAGAUUUUCUCUGUGAGGUUAUGAGAAAACAUGAUAGAGUAGAUGACUAACUGCCGUUCUCAGAGAUAUUUAAUGAUACUUAAACUAUUCCUUAGUAACGAUUUUGUACUGAAAACAAUUGCUAAGGACUGGGUUAAGUAACCGUUAACGUUACUCUGAGUACGGCGGUAAUUUUGAUUUAAGUCCAUCUUGUACAUUAUUUAAAAAAUUAGACGCGUGUUUUUUAUUUUCUAACAGAAACAAAUACUUUCGAAGAUAAUUAUUAUACCGAAU